Didymodactylos carnosus is the source of this 1040-nucleotide messenger RNA. NCBI's taxonomy places the organism in Eukaryota, Metazoa, Rotifera, Eurotatoria, Philodinida, Philodinidae. The record is from the annotation of a GenBank genome assembly.
CGAAAGCGAUCGGACAGUUGGGACCUUCCCUCGUCAGAGAAGAAUUAUUUCUGAAGCACUUGUUAUAUCCUAUCAGACUCGUACACUUCAAAUGCGCACGAAUAUCUUAUACAUUCAGAUUAGAUGUUCGAAUACAACAAAAUAUGAGUGAACAAGAAGAUAAUGAUGUUGACGAACUCAUUCAGUCUGGUGUUACGAAUGAAUCAGAUGAAAAAUCAUUAGGCAUAAGUUUAGAUACAAUUAAAAGUCAAAUACAGUUUCAUAUACCAACAAUUACAGAGUAUACUAUCGAUGCUGAUGGAGAUAUUAAUGUAUCUCGAGCUCAAUUGAUCAAUUUAACUAUAAUUCAUCGUGAAUUAACUACUGUUAAUGAAUGUGGAUUUCAAUUAUGGAAUGGUUGUCUCUUAUUAUGUGAUUACUUAUUGAAUAAGCCCGAAUUAUUUGAAAAUAAAACUAUUUUAGAAUUAGGAGCCGGAAUUGGAUUAACAAGCAUCAUAGUCAGUCGAUUUGCGGAACUUGUUUAUUGUACAGAUUAUAAUAUAGAAUUGCUACAAAUAGCACAACAAAAUAUUGAAAAUAAUUUAUAUGAAAUAGAUAAUAAAGUUCAAAUUCGAUGUCUCGAUUGGCUAAAACAUUCUCAUUGUUUACCAUGCACCUCUGAUCUAUUCAAUUGGACCGAUAAGGAUAUAGUGCAAUUAAAUGAUUUAGAAAUAAUUCUAGCAGCUGACGUCAUUUACGACGAUCAAUUAACUGAUGAAUUUUUUAAUGUUCUUGAAAAUUUUAUUUUAAAUUAUAAAAAUGUUCACUCAAUUUAUAUCGCUAUGGAAAAACGAAUCAAUUUUUAUGUUGAAACAUUAUCAGCAGGUUGUCCACAGUACGAUUAUUUGAUACAAAAAUUAGAAAUGUUGAACAAGACAUUAACAAAAAACGCGAUUGAACACAAUAUUUAUCAGAUCAAUGUUGAAAAUAUUUUGCAAUGUACACCAUAUGAACGAACGAAAGAAUUGAUUCUUUGGGAAAUUAAAAUUAAACGGCAAUGA